This is a messenger RNA of Eublepharis macularius, 6154 nucleotides long. It is a transcript of the gene RASA2, whose product is annotated as RAS p21 protein activator 2. The transcript has 24 exons. Gene Ontology annotation, molecular function: phospholipid binding; GTPase activator activity. Bases 114 to 2594 code for a protein of 826 amino acids. The record is from RefSeq and is a predicted model, not a curated record. Lineage: Eukaryota; Metazoa; Chordata; Lepidosauria; Squamata; Eublepharidae. Gene Ontology annotation, biological process: intracellular signal transduction; negative regulation of Ras protein signal transduction; regulation of GTPase activity.
AGUUGUCUAUAUCGUGAGGCGAGUGGGAGCGCGUGCGGGAGACGUUGGGCUCCCUCCCUCCCCCUCCGACCAGCCGCGCGCGGCGCAGCGGGCGGUCCCCUCCCCCGCCUGCCAUGGCCGCCGGCGAAGGGGGCGGUGAGGAUGUGCGGGUGCUGCAGACUCUCCGUGGGAAGAUUUGUGAAGCUAAAAACUUAGUACCGUACUCUGGACCAAACAAGAUGAGAGACUGCUUUUGUACAAUCAAUUUAGAUCAGGAAGAAGUUUUUCGUACUCAGGUAGUAGAGAAAUCUUUAAGCCCUUUUUUUGGAGAAGAGUUCUACUUUGAGAUACCAAGGACAUUCCAGUUCUUAUCAUUCUAUAUUUAUGACAAAAGCGUUUUACAGAGGGAUCUACGAAUAGGAAAAGUAGCAAUAAAAAAAGAAGACUUGAGCAGAUACGCUGGCAAAGAACCAUGGUUUAUCCUUCAGCCUGUUGAUUCAAACUCAGAGGUUCAGGGGAAAGUUCAUCUUGAAUUAAAACUGAAUGAACUGAUUACAGAUAAUGGAUCAGUCUGCCAACAGCUAGUAGUAAAUUUGAAGGAAUGUCAUGGGCUGCCUCUUAUCAAUGGACAAAAUUGUGACCCUUAUGCUACAGUGUCAGUUGUGGGUCCUUCAAGGAAUGAUCAAAAGAAGACAAAAGUAAAGAAGAAAACGAGCAACCCACAAUUUAAUGAAACAUUUUAUUUUGAGGUAACCAGGUCCAGUAGUUAUACCAAAAAGUCACAGUUUCAGGUGGAAGAAGAAGAUAUUGAGAAGCUGGAAGUCAGGGUUGAUUUAUGGAACAAUGGGAACUUGGUGCAAGACCUUUUCCUAGGAGAAAUUAAGAUUCCUGUCAAGACGUUGGGAAGUGAUUCCUUCCAAGCUUGGUACCUUCUACAGCCAAGAGAUAAUGGAAAUAAGUCCUCUAAAAGUGAUGAUCUUGGAUCACUUAGACUGAAUAUAUGUUACAGUGAAGACCGUGUGCUUCCAUCUGAGUAUUAUGCCCCCCUCAGGAACUUGCUGCUAAAGUCCACAGAAGUUGAGCCGAUAUCUGCUUCUACUGCUUACAUUUUGGCUGAAGUGUGUCGCGAUAAAUACGAUACCAUUAUACCUCUUGUACGAUUGUUGCUUCAUCAUCAUAAACUAGUACAGUUUAUCACUGCAGUGGCAAAAUUAGAACUGAAGGAUACCCAAGAGGCAAAUACCAUCUUCAGAGGAAAUUCCUUAGCUACUCGAUGCCUGGAUGAGAUGAUGAAAAUAGUGGGAAAGCACUACCUGAAAGUUACCUUAAAACCAGUUCUAGAUGAGAUAUGUGAGAAUCCUAAGCCUUGCGAAAUUGAUCUCCUGAAACUGAAAGAAGCUGAUAAUGCUGAAAUUCACAAGGAAAACUUACGCAACUAUGUCGACAAAGUAUUCAGUACAAUAGUACAGUCAAGUAUAAGUUGCCCUACACUAAUGUGUGAUGUAUUUUGCUCUCUGAGAAGUCUGGCUGCUGAAAGAUUCCCCAAUGACCCUCAUGUACAGUAUUCUGCAGUGAGCAGCUUUGUGUUUCUUCGUUUCUUUGCUGUAGCUGUAGUAUCGCCUCAUACUUUCCAUUUACGACCUCACCAUCCAGAUGUACAGACAUCUAGAACAUUAACCCUUAUAUCAAAAGCCAUCCAAACAUUGGGAAGCUGGGGAAGUUUGUCCAAAAGCAAGCUAUCAAGCUUCAAGGAGUCAUUUAUGUGUGAUUUUUUCAAAAUGUUUCAGGAAGAGGAAUAUACUGAAGCCGUCAAAAAGUUUUUAGAUGAAGUAUCAUCUACAGAAAGUAAAGAGCCAAAUGUCAUGAGUGAGCCAGUGCAUCUAAAAGAAGGGGAAAUGUACAAAAGAGCACAAGGAAGAACUCGCAUUGGAAAAAAAAAUUUCAAGAAACGCUGGUUCUCUCUUACCAGUAGAGAGCUCACAUAUCACAAACAACAAGAUAAAGAGCCAAUUUACAGUAUUCCAGUUAGAAACAUCCUUGCAGUGGAAAAACUUGAUGAGAGCUCCUUUAACAAGAAAAACAUGUUUCAAGUGAUACAUGCUGAGAAGACACUUUAUGUUCAAGCAAAUAAUUGUGUGGAAGCUAGUGAGUGGAUUGAAGCUCUCUGCCGGGUAAGCAGAUGCAACCAAAGGAGACUGAGUGUUUAUCAUCCCUCUGCUUUCUUGAAUGGGAACUGGCUUUGCUGUAAAGCCACAUCAGAGAACACAGUGGGUUGUACACCAUGCACCGCAGGUGCACCUGCUGACAUUCAAAUAGAGAUUGAUGGAGAUAGAGAAACUGAGAGAAUCUUCUCACUUUUUGCUAUCAACAUGCCCAAACUGCAGAAGAUGCAAGAGGCUUGUGGAAGCAUAGCAGUCUAUCAGGGUCCACGGAAAGAACCAGAUGACUAUUCCCAUUUUACAAUUGAGGACUCAGUAGCAACUUUUCAGACUCUUCAACAAAUAAUAGCUAUAGUAGAAAAGUUGUCUGAACAUCAUGACAGAUACCAAAAGAAGAGGUCAUCUAGUGCUAAGUAUGGCAGUGAAGAAAAUCCAAUUGUUGGAAAAAUUUCCUAACCCAAGACCAACAGAUGAAUUCAGAAGAAACUGGAGUAAUUUUCAAUAUGUCAAAAUCCUGGUUUACUGAUUCAGAGUAUUUCAGAAUGUAUUUUGGCUGGAAAUUAGCUGUGUUCACAAUCUAUUUAAUAUUUAAUAAGGAAAAGACCAAUUUGAGAAUAUGAUUUUGUUUUUGGGAGAGAAUUUCCAUACUGCUGAAAGAACAGCAUUCCAGAAGAUGAAUGGGAACAUGUUCUUUCUACACAUCAAAGGACCUAUCUAAAGGAAUAAACUUUUUAUAAGGGAGGAAAGUAACUACCAUUGUGGAAAGGAUUGUGCAUCUGCCAAGUUCGUCAUCAUUUGAUUUGUGAACCAUCAGUGCCUAUUCGGCAGAUAGAUCUUGGCAUCAAAAAUCACAAGGAUCUGAAGCUUUAUAUUCUGCGCACAGCCACUUUUUAAAAUUGUCCUAUUUUAAUCUGCUAAUCUGUAGUAGACAUUAUGUUUAAAAAAUGGUGGUACUUUUAAAUGUGCAUUGACAAUUUAGCAAUGUUUUAUUUAAGAGAUAUUACUGAAACCAGACAAGUCAGGGACUCUGCAUCUUGUUUACAGUUGGGGUGAGCAGUGAAAGGGGUGACAUGGAAUUAUUGUCUGCAUCUUUGUCUUGACAAAUAACCAGUUAUGAGUAUUUUAUUUAGCUAUCAGGGCUUUUCUGGAGGAAUAAGAUUUCAAGCCUACCAAGAAAAUUGCUAAAUACUAUGUGAUACCUUCCUACUUAAAAUUUAAAAACAGCCCAAAAAACUGGUGUUACACGUUAGACAUGAGUUUCAUAGUUGCUUUUGAAAAUCACUCCAAGCACUUUAGAUAUCUGGAUAGCUCCAGAUUAUAUUUCUGGAUACUUUGUAGUAUCUAAUAUUAUGAUCAGUUGAAUGAUCGCUGUUGUGGCUUAAAAUGAUGCUUUUGUGAACAUUUUUAUAUCUAGUUUUUUACUUGCCAGGUAAAGUUUGGAACUCAGCUUUGCCUUUGGAAACUCUUAAACUUGCCUUCUUGAUCUGUGUAUUGCCAUAGGCUGAUAAAAAUGUCUAUGUAAUAAACAAACUACCACAUAACAGAAGAAAGGCUAAUCUUCCAUUCAUCAGUAUUAUUGAUUAUGGUACUAGAAACCCUAUUUUGGGAGCAAUUUGCUGAGCACUAUUAAAAUGGAAAUAUUUCCAAUGAAGACAUGGUCAUAGAAUUUGUAGAUUUCUUCUUAAUAUUUUUUACUUUUAAAAAAUGUUACUGUUACUUGCCCAAAUUUUAAUUAAUGUUUGAUACAAUUGUUUGAUACAAUUCUGGUACAAUAGCUAGAAGAUAAAAGCUAUUUAAUAUAUUCCACAUAACUAGUAGUCUAGUAUGGCAUCACCUAACAAAUUGCAGAGAUGUCCCCAAAGGAUCAAAAUGCCCAAUCCAAAAGCUUUCUGCACCAGCAAAUAAAAACUUUGAAGAAGUUGCACAUACCCAGUGGGAAUUUUUUUUCCUUGAAGAGUAAUCUUUCCUUUUCAAACAUAACUUGCCAUAUACUGUGGGUGGCUGCUAUUCAAAACCAAAAUCCCUAUUUGGCACUUGAAAUCCAUGGUUGUGUGUUUCUGAUAGAUAACAAGGAACCAGUGGGGAUUGACAGCACAGUGAUACACUGGUUGUGCAAUAACAGUAGAAACAUAAAAGAAGCCCGGGAAAAUUACACUUAAAUAAUAUCUGGAAGGUUUAGAUUAACAUGAAAUUAUAUGGGAUCCAAAUGUGAUGUGUGAUUUGUACAGAGGAGGCUUAUAUAUAGCUGAUGGUAUUUUCCAGUUAACCAUAUCGGAAAAGUAAUCUUCCCAUGUUGUAGAGUCAGCAUUUGACAAAGCUGGUAGCAUCAGUGGAAGAGAUACUGCUGGAUAUCCUUUGCAAUAAUAAUAAUAAUAUUUGAUUUAUAUAUCACCCUUCAGGACAACUUAACACCCACUCAGAGCGGUUUACAAGGUAUGUCAUUAUUAUCCUCACAACAAUCUCCCUGUGAGGUGGGUGAGGCUGAGAGAGCUCCGGAGAGCUCUGACUGACCCAAGGUCACUCAGCUGGCUUCAAGUGGAGGAGUAGGGAAUCAAACCUGGUUCUCCAGAUUAAGAGUCCCAUCACUCUUAACCACUACACCAAACUGCAAUAUGGACUACACUUACUGCUUUAGAGACUUUCAAAAAAUCCUUUCUAACAAUAGAUUAUUUUGGACUCUGCUUGCAUAUAGGCUCAGACUAAAAAUACUGAAUAAGAAUAUCCACUGAAAUUUGUUUGUCCAAGACUAAGGUUAGUAGCAUGCAGCCAUUUUUAAUAGGAGUAUGUUCUUGCUUAACGUAGAGUAUGGUAGACAUUUGAGCCUUUGCUUUUUAUCUAACUGAAGUGUAACAUGUUGGUUGCAGAAGUAGUGGGAUCAAAUCAUCAUAUGUCUUUGUUUUAUCGUAUGUAAGACAGACACUUAUUCAUCAAGUUAGCUAUGAUCCAAGGUGGUGUUAGACACUAUUUGAAGGACUUAAUACAACAUCUUAUAGAACAAGGGCAUACCAUUGAAGAUUUAACUUUUCCUACUAAAUGCAUUCAGUGUCAUAAGUACAAUUCCACCAGUGUGGAAUAUGGUUACAUAGACAUAAAUUGUAAGAUGUUCUCACGGAUUCAAAAUGUGAUUCACUUGGGCUUCUUUACUUUAAUGAUACUGCUCAUUUGGCCAACAGGCCUUGAGCAACGCCACACGUUCUGACAAAAAAGGGACAUUUCGCACAUUAUGCAAAAAAACAAGCCUAAGUUUGUUAAAACUUGUUUCUUUAACAGGGAAUUGCAGCCAGUCACAGCUACCUGACAAGUGUACAUGUAUGAGAUGUCUUUACCAGUAUCGUAGCUGCAUUCACAUUUCACAUUUUUUGGGUGGAAACCCCAUAAUGUAACAUGUGAAAUGGUACAUGGUACUCUGGGCAAGAUGGAAAUUGUUCUUGUAGAAGUUUCAAGCUUGGAAAUUUUACCUAAAAGUAUCAUGCUGCUGUUUUGUUAAUGGGCACAGUAACUUUUUUGAAAAGUUUAUUUAGUAUAAUGAAUUACAAUCAGCUCUGCUAGUGCAAUUCAUAAAGCAUAUGCUUUUACUGAACCUAGCAAAGCAUUAAGCAGUUCUAUAUUUGGCAGAUUGCAAAGGGGCAACUUAUAUAAACAGCAAUGUAUCAGGCAUCUGUGGUUCUUCACAUUAAUGUAUCUUAAAACAGGCUAAGUGACUGGUUACCUUCAGAGUUAUUCAGUGUUCAUGAUUUUACAGUUCCAUUCUUAGGGAUUCUUCUGUAUAUACUCUGGGAAUUCAACUAUUUAUUAGCCUCCUCUAUUCAUUUUUGUGUCAGUAUCAUGCAUUACUUUUUGACCCAUAUGUAUAAUACGGACUUUUAUGUUCAAAAUAUCCAUUUGUAUCUUACAGUUUGGCUUAUUUAUUCGUCCUGUGGUGUUGCAAAAUCACUGUCAUUCAUUCAAAUCUAGUAUUUGACGAAGUGGGUUCUACCCCAUGAAAGCUUAAUACCACAAUAAAUGUUAAUCUUUAA